CCUCUCCAACUGUUUCACACGUUGAACUUUGUUGGUCCAUCUGCGUAUAAAUACACACACACAACAUCAGCCAUGGAAUUCACUUUCAUGUGAACCAAACUUGACAAAGGUGCAAAGAUUCGAGUAUAUAUAUAUACAUCGCCAGACAGCAGAACAGGAGAAAAGAACUGAAGAACAAGGCCACGUUGAAAAGUUCACAAAAAUUUUCAAGAUUCUUGGUGGUUAUAAUAAAGUUAAGGAUAUAGGCUAUGGCAGAAGAUUUUCAAGGGGGUGUUUGUGGAGGAAACUGGUGGAAUCCGCAGAGAAAUCUCUUUGGCUCGUCGCCAUGUGCGUCCGCAAUCAACGACAUGGGAAGCUUUGGGUGGCUGCAGAACCAUGACCUGAUGAUGGACGUGAGCACUGCAAGGUCAAUCAGUGAUGAUUCUGCCUGUUCGGCGGCCUCCGAUGGCGCCAGCUCUGUACUAAUUCAAGACGUACAGAAACCUCAGCAGCCCACCGGCGAUGGAAACAUGCCCAUGUUUGCCUCAACUACGGAUGAUUGGAAUCAAGAUUUGCUCCAUGAUCAUAGUGGAAGAUCAGAGGAUGAUUAUUCUCGCAUGUUGCAAGAAGCUGCAGGCCUGAAUUAUCGGCUAACAACCACGGACGUUGUCGAUAAGUGUCCUGAUCAAAACCACAAGAACUGGAGCGCCAAGAACUUUUGUGAAGAUUCUUCCAUUAACCCUUUCAAACAAGUGAACAAUCAGAGCUUUCCUCUCGAGCCGCAGCCAUCAAAUUCCUUAACUAGUUCAACUCAAUGUGUUCCAACUAAUUCCCAAGGGCUAUCCACCACCUUUCCAUUGAUGAAUUCAGCUUCUUAUAGCUACAGUACUUCGUCCUUGUUGCAAACUUUAUUUGACACAGAUUCCGAUCAGCCUCAUGAGCAAUCUUUGUUAGAUAAUCAGGCGACAAACUAUUCAUCUUACCCGAAUCAUCGGAUUAAUUCGACUGAAUUUUUGCCCAGUUUAACUAAAGCCCCGACUACAUCAAAGCCCUCUUUGGCAAAACAACAGCCUGCUAAUCAUUUGCCGUUCACUAAUAACACAAGCUUCUGGAAUGCCAUGGCUGCGGCUUCGGGUGCAAAUGUUCUCCCUUCAACUCAACCCCGUUUCCUUCCUCCUCCUAUGAUUAACAGUGCAAAAUCUAAUCUCCCAAACAUCAGUGCAAAGCAUCAUAAGGAAGAAGAUCCCAAAGACUUAGCCUCAGCGGUGAAGAAAUUUAGCAACGAACCUUCAUUUAAGCGUCCGCGAAUCGAAACUCCAUCACCACUACCAACCUUUAAGGUGAGGAAAGAGAAGCUAGGGGACAGAAUUACUGCUCUCCAGCAGUUGGUUUCACCUUUUGGAAAGACUGAUACUGCAUCAGUUCUCCAUGAAGCGAUCGAAUACAUCAAGUUUCUCCACGAUCAAGUCAGUGUAUUAAGCACUCCGUAUUUGAAAAAUGCAACUCCUCCACUACAACGUUGUCCACAGGCCGGUGAUAAAAACAAAGAUCAAGAAGGUCCAAUACAAGACCUAAAAAGCCGGGGUCUUUGCCUUGUACCGAUCUCAAGCACCUUCCCGGUCGCUGCUGAGACCACUGCUGAUUUCUGGACACCUACAUUCGGAGGAAGCUUCAGGUAGAGGAGAAAGGGAAACAAAAUAAAACUCACAAAAAGAAAAUGAUGUCAAUUCUGAUAAAAAGGUAGGAUGGGAGAAGAUAAUGCAGAAAAAGGAAGCAACAUUGUUGUAUUCUGCAAGUAUUGAGGAAAAGCAAGACAAAGAAAAAGGAGGAGGGAAAGAAGUGACCCUCCAAGGAAGACAGCCCACCCUGGGCCAGGAGUAUCAAGUUAGUUGUUUGCAAAUGAUUAAGGAUUUAACACAAAUUAAAUAAGUUUAAUCUGUAUUAUAAUUGAUGAUAUUAGGACAGGAACAGGUGCUAAAUUUUGCUUUACGUUAAUCAGAAUAGGAGACAUGAUAAUUGAUUAACGACAUUAUGUGAUUCAUCAGCUGAAUUUAGCAGUGAGCUAACUAUUAAUUAAAUGGAGAGGUUUUGUUCCUGUUUCUAUAUUUUUCUUGUUGGGACAUAUCCACCAACGUUAAAUUAUGCAAAAGUUGGAAACGAUGGAAAGAAGAUUAAAUAUAUAAAGGCGUUAUUUUAUUUUGUUGCA
Molecule: messenger RNA, 2185 nt
Organism: Sesamum indicum (sesame)
Lineage: Eukaryota; Viridiplantae; Streptophyta; Magnoliopsida; Lamiales; Pedaliaceae
Biological process (GO): regulation of transcription by RNA polymerase II
Cellular component (GO): nucleus
Molecular function (GO): DNA-binding transcription factor activity, RNA polymerase II-specific; RNA polymerase II cis-regulatory region sequence-specific DNA binding; protein dimerization activity
Source: RefSeq, a predicted model, not a curated record